This is a messenger RNA of Rubroshorea leprosula, 1208 nucleotides long. The record is from the annotation of a GenBank genome assembly. NCBI's taxonomy places the organism in Eukaryota, Viridiplantae, Streptophyta, Magnoliopsida, Malvales, Dipterocarpaceae.
AGGCGUCAACAUCCGACUUGGGCCCAACUUGAACAGGAGAGAAGGCCACUUUUUAGAUUCGUCAAUAUUCCACGCGCUACAACAUUCCACUCUGGUAACAUGACAGACUCGAAAGAUUGUGCGACAGUAAGGGGUCCACGGGACGCUGCAGCACUAGUUAAGAAGUGUAAACACCUACUAUGGUGCAUUCGCAAGCGGGUCAUCUCUGGCAACGCCAUCAUAUCCGGUCAGCUUCCAUCUGAAAGUUUCCUCACUCUAGGGAAAGUACACAGGGGAGGGCAGGGCAUGGAUGUGUGUCUAUUAAGGGAUAGGAUAGGAUGGAUAUUUAGGAAAAUGGGAUUUUCACUCAUUGAGUUGAUCAAGAAUUUUUGGGUAAAAUUGGACAACUUGAUAACAAAACCGAUUCAACCUAACGUGCACAAACUUAUUAUUGCCAUUCUCUUCUCGUCCUUUAUGGUAAUAGGACUGGUUAUGUGGCACAACAACCGUACGCAGGAAGAGAAUCUUAGAUUGGUCUUCGCUGGUAUCGCACCUGGUGUUUUGCUUCAGAUGAUUAAUUUCAACAAAUAUAUUCCAGAGAUUAGAAAAUGGAGGUGUCUGAGGUUAAAAGGACCUAUAAUUGAAACAGUGAAUGCUAUUUCCGGAUGGUUCAUUGCAUUUGGCCUAUCAAAAGUGUUCCAUGAUGCUGAAUCCAUGCUGAAUUUUGUAUUUGCUGGACUGUUUUUUCUCAUGACACUCUCAAUCUGGGACUUACUACGACCUGAGAUUGAUCUUGGUCUAGUGAGCGGGCUGUGCAGUUUCCUUUCUAUUAAAGCUCCAAUAUUAGCAACUCGAUAUGAAAGGAUCCCUGUUGGAAUUGUUGCUAUCUCUCUACUAUAUGUCCGUUUUCGUAGAGCUAAGGCAAGAAAGGAUGAUCAGAGUGCAGGGCAAUCAGUCUAGGGAACAAGGGAUAUAUGAGGCGAAACACCUUUUUCUCCCCACACCCAACAGGACAUAGAUGUAGCUUCUACCGUGGCUUCUGCCAGUUUAGGUAUUAUCACAUAGGGCUUCUGAAUAAGAAUUGAGGAAUGAGAAAACAGGGGAAAGUUUUAUAUUCCAGCUCUUCUGCACAGGCGUGUGUAAAUUUGCUUAAAAGCCUGAAAGGUCGGUCUAAACAUGGUAUCUCCAUUAGUAUUUGUAUCUAUUGUAAAGAAAUUUUUAAGAUUCAA